CAGGCCAUUCUGUCCCACCGGUCUAGCAAACCCGACGGUCUAGUAGGAAAAAUACGCUGCAGAGCGGGCGUGCUACCAACUUAUUUUGCUGGUAGUGUCACAAGGAACAUGGCUGCUAAAGUGGAGGACCAGCUACCAGAUGGCAUUACUGCAUUGGACAACCAAGGUGGUGGCCACAUGUUCAAUGCCAAGAAGGGCAUGGUUGGGAUAAUGCUGGACAGCGACGGGCGUCUGCUGAAGCCGGUGUGUCCGGACGCCAGCGUGCAGGAGGAGGACGACGAGGUGCGCUUCUACGAGAAGAUCGCGAACAGCGCAGACCCCGUGGACAGGGAGCUGGCCGGCCUGGCGCCCAAGUACUUCGGCACACGAACCGUCACGGUCGGCGAGCGGGAGGUACUCUGCAUGAAGGUGGAGAACUUCACGCGCGGCUUCCGGCACGCCUGCGUGCUCGACAUCAAGGUGGGCCGCGUCACCUCGAUCCCGACGGCGCCCGAGCACAAGCGGAAACACGAGGCGUCCAAGUACACGGGCACCCGCCACACGGUCGGCUUCAGCGUGCCCGGCAUGACCGUCUUCGACGUGAGCCGAGGAGCCGUCACCCAGCACGGCAAGGAGUUCGGCAAGGGUCUCAAUGGCGACACGGUGGCCGACGCGUUCCGCGCGUUCCUGAACGCGCCAUGCGGGGCGCGCGUGCGGCCGAUCUGCGACAGCCUGAUCACACAGCUGGAGAGCAUCCACAGCUGGUUCAGCCGGCAGCGCAAGUACCAGUUCUUCGCCUCGUCCAUCCUGCUGACUUACGACGCGGCCGGUCUGCUGCCCGGCUGUGGCAGCCCGGUGCUGGCCGCCGCGCGGCCGGCGGCGCGGAUGAUCGACUUCGCGCACGCGUGGCCGGCCGCCGGCGCCGCCGACGCCAACUACCUGGAGGGGCUGCAGCACGUGCUGCGGCUGGUGCGGCUCGUCAGGGAGACGCUGCCCCCCGCCUAGGGCGCUGGCGCUAGGCGGGGGAGUCCGCCCAGGUGGUGUGUCGCCGGCCUCGCUGUCUGCCGUCGAUUGAGGUCUUCUCCUGUUGGAUGAUCCUCUGUCAUUAGCCUCGGUCCUCCGCCGUCGGCUCGUGUCAUUUGCCGUCGGCUUGGGUCCUCCGCCGUCGGCGUGGGUCCUCAUCUUAAGCCUUCGCCUCUCUUCCUCUGGUGGCUGCUCCUCUGUCGCUGGCUUUCUCGGCCGUCCUUUCGACACUCGUGGCCGCGGGUACACACGCCGUGUGUGCGCACGGGAUCACGCUGCGGAUCAAAGACUCCAUCCUUCCUGCGGCCGAAUCUGUGUGUCUCCGAUGUUAUGUCUCUGACCCUCGCCGACCGUACGCCGUUCGCGUAGGCGGCGGUCGCGGUCAAAUGUUGGGUUGUGUGAUCAAUAGGCUCGAUGAUUUAGCCGGCUAAUGCGCCGUCAAAGACUGGCGAAUGCUCAGUUCGCUUCCCAAUAGCUAGCUGAACGACCUCCCGAGAAAAUGAACUGUUGGUCGCGUGCGCGCGAAUUGGCGGCGAGCUAACGCCGGGCCUCGACCGCUGGCGGCGAGACGUCGCUGCUGGCACGAAGCCAAGCACCGCUGCCGCCUGCUCUUGCCCCCGGUCUCAGGGUCGCGUACCGGCACAUGAAUCAAGGCGUAGCCGCUUCUCAGAUGCUUGAUCGAUGCUUCGUUGGGGGAGGUAUGGAGGUGAGGUGUUCGGGGUCGGACCUCACGCUGCUGCGGCGCCCGGCCGGAGCCGUGACACGCUCUCCGAGGUCGCCUCCCCGCGACGCACGGCCGCCCCGCCACGAAAGGCUACGAGCGGGUCACGAGGUGCUUGCUUGCCCCGUGACGUCACGAGCGUGAGUCCGUGGCGCCAGCCGGCUAAGCGUCUGCCGCGUCACGACGGGGUGUCGUGGGCGGUGUGGCCGCGCCCGCCUGGUGCGGACGGCGCGCCCGGCACGUGGAGGUCCGAUCCUGACGCUGCCGUUGUCGACGUUCGGGAUAGGCUGAAAACCACUGCCCAGCCAGAGGUCUGUGUGGCGAAGUCUUUGCGUCCAAAAUUACUUAGAUUUAUCUGCGUGUCACCUUCCACGUCAAUCUGGACCAGCCAUGUCGCCCCGUCUGGACCAGCCAUGUCGUGACUCCACCGACAAGCAGACUCGCCGAGCUGUCUUUGCUGCAGGUAGCGGUCUGCACGCCAUGUGGCGUGGUAAUUCCGGUUGGCCCGCGUCUCCGUCACGUGCCACGUGACGUGCCAGAACGUGCCAUGGUCGCCGGGACAUGCCGAGGGCGGGGCAUUGUCGGAUUGACGCCGCCCCUGUCGGUCGCCGCUGGCCGCUGGCCGCUGGACGGAGCGACGCAGUCGUGAUACUUCGACAGCUUUGUGAUGUCGGCAUGUGAUUACCCCGAAUGCGCAGAUUCUUGCGGGCGACUGAUUUAAAUUCGUAUCGCGCCGCGUUGAGCUUAGUCCCGUGCCAAAUGCGCUAACCGGUUCGUCGCGGAGGGUCUGUUAGGGCGGGUGGUACCACGCUGGGUCUGUUACGGCGGGUGGUACCACGCUGGGUCUGUGAGGACAGGCGGUGCCUCGCUUCGCUGUGUAGCCGCCACAGGACAGCUGCAAUGCCGUUUGCGGACGAACCGAUCCAAGGAUGCAAACGUGCUGCAUAUGUCCGCUUCCAUGUCGGACGGCCGGGACGGCAGCUGAGAAGAAGCCUGGCAAGCUUGUUAACGUCGGUUGUGGCGAUUCCUCCUCUUGCCUCGCUCUGAAGCCGUCCCUGAGUCACUGAUCAUCAAGAAGUUUGUGGAAAAAACGUCGCACAAAUCAGUCGAGUCAUCGACCGACACCGUAGGGCAAUGAAACCCACACUAGAGUGGAUCACAAACUGCGUAUCCAUUUCCGUCACGUACUUUAGUCGACCUGAGUACAGUUUGCGCUGUAAGUGCGCCGCCCGCGUCGGACUAGCAGCCGGCGGACCGCGCCGGGCGUGUCGACGGCGUCCGCGUCUGCCCUGAAUGACGGCCCGGCCGUGUUCGGUCAUCACACGGAGACCCCAGCCGGUGGCGCGUCUCGGCUCGCUCUGGCUGGAGCGCUCUGGGACAACGCCAUCGCUGUGGAUACGAGCGCUCGGAGCCGCCGCCAUCGCUGGAGGCAGUCUGUCGUGCAGCUGCACCAACUCCCCGGCUCCCCUGGGCGGUGCAGGGCUUCUCCCGACUCCCCGAGGCAGUGCGGCGGCUCCCCGCCUCCCCGGGCAGUGAAGGGAGUCCCCCGAUUCCCCUGGGCAGUGCAGGGGUUCCCCCUGCUUCCGCCGGCAUGCGCCUGCCUUAUGUCUGCCAUGAGGUCAGUGGCUAGGUCUGGUUGCGAGCUGCCGCAAUGGAACCGGUGUCAAGACUAUAGCUGCCUAGUUUGUAACUUGUCUGUAGUUAGGCUUUGCUGUGUUGAGUUAGUAGUUGCCACUCUGAUAAUGGGCAUAUUUGUAUGUGGAGCACGCCGCACCGUGCUGUGAGGUGUCACUAGUUAAGAGCUCGCGCACCAGGUGUUGGGUGGCAGCCGCCCGCCGUCUUCGUGCUAUUCAUAAUCGCAUGCUUUCGGUGCGCGCCUCGGACUUGAACAAUUGUAAUCACAACGAUUCGCGUAGUUACCACCAGCCGCCUUGAGCUCACGAGAAAUCGGAAGUAAUCGAUACCCAGUCGAGAACUGGAAAUCGGCAAUGGCGAAUCACGAGUGAACAAUAUACAGGGCGUGAUCGAGACAGAAUGAUGCCACAGUGGUUGGCGGAGCAUCCCCGACGAGGCAUCCCCGACGGGGCAUCCCUGACGGGGCAUCCCCAGCGAGGUAUCCCCAGCGAGGUAUCCCCGGCUGGCACUGCCGCACCGGGCCAGCGCCCUCAGUCUGUCCAGCAGCGCUCCUCUGUCCGCUGGCCUGUGUUCGCGCCCCAUUGACUGCGUCUUACGCGAGUGCCUAAGGCCUUGGUCGCCGACACGCCCGCAAGAGAUGACGUGUCCCAUCGGCGCCGAUUCUCUUCGGCUGUGACGCUCUGUCUCUUGCGACGUCCGGCGGGCAUUCGAGGCAUUGUGGGAGAAGGUGACAACGUCGACCAAUGGAGUAGAAGCCAUCGUUGUAAAAGUACAAUAGUGUGAUAGCACGUGUUUGGGGAUCUAAGCUGACUCCCUGACACAGACUUCCGUGGAAGGCACGGUGCCAACACAGCCGCGGCGAUCAGGCUGUCCAUGUGUGACCUCUGCACUACGUUGAGGUCCCUGGCCGCUUGCACAGCGGCGUACUGCGUGAAGUGUUCGAAAGCAUUCCCAAUAGAAAAACGUCGAAAAUUCCGCUCGGGGAUUGCUGUCCAAAUUCCGGGGGUGGUUGUUCCACUGCACUGACAACAAGGCCAUGUCCUGAAGUUUUUGGGGAGCGAUCGUUGAAGCCGUGGCCCGAGUUCACAAGCUGAUGCCUAUAGAGCCCGUCCCAUCUACCGAGUAGUCCUGCCGAAGUCACCCGAGACAUUUGUUCCCCAUGGUAGCGCAACAUUCCCCAUUGACCUGGACGGAGGCUGGUACCGGGCCAGACCUCGGCCUUGUCUCCGCCAGGGCUGGGUCCGCGUUGAUCUGUGUCAGUCGGCUCCAGUUCCAGCUCCAGCUCCAGCCCCAGCCCCAGCCCCAGCCCAGCUUCAGUUCCAGCUCCAGCUUCAGCUCCAGCACCAGCUCCAGCUCCAGCUCCAGCUGAUGUUGUAGGCGUCACGCCGACGCUCUGGCCGUCUUUGGGCGGACGUGCGGCAUGUGUAUGGGGCCAGCGGGCGGGCGGCCAGCGGGAGGGACCCUUGCUGUGACGUCAGAGGUACGCCGGGGUGUGCUCUAUCCAGAUCAGUGCGAAAAAUUCCGUGGCGGUACAUCGAGGAGAUCUGUCGGUGCCGCCCGAUUUGAAUGGGCGUUUUUGCUAUAAAAAAUUGGGCUGGUCUUCGCUGUGCUUGAAGCUCAAAUUCAGUGUGGCUUGGCCAAACCGUCAACGAUUUUCUCCUAAAAAUGAAUGCCGGCAUUUGAUAUUGGCCGCGAUAGUUGCUACAAGAAAGAAGCAACUAUAUAUAUAUAUAUAUAUAUAUAUAUAUAUAUAUAUAUAUAUAUAUAUAAGGUUCUGUGCAACCAGCUGAAAGUGGAGAAACAUGCGUCCUUAAAAUGAAAUGCUUGGAACUGCUUGGCAUCCUAAAUGCUAGUGCGUGUCCGGAAAUGUUUCAAAAUGUGCAGUAAGCCGUGGUGAAAGUGGCCGGCGCAUGACGCGUUCUGGCGCAAUGUGGCGCCCGCUGCCAGACAAAGUCGCUGUGAGGGCAAAGGCUGGAAAUCAGCGUGUUGGUUUGACGCUAUCGCCUCGGGUUUGACUGCUGAUGUGCCAUACCUCGAUUUGCAAAGCAAGAUGCAUAAAUACACGCGUCA
This is a messenger RNA of Pollicipes pollicipes, 5428 nucleotides long. RefSeq names its product inositol polyphosphate multikinase alpha. Bases 109 to 984 code for a protein of 291 amino acids. Gene Ontology annotation, cellular component: cytoplasm; nucleus. Gene Ontology annotation, molecular function: inositol-1,4,5-trisphosphate 3-kinase activity; inositol tetrakisphosphate kinase activity. Gene Ontology annotation, biological process: inositol phosphate biosynthetic process. Lineage: Eukaryota; Metazoa; Arthropoda; Thecostraca; Pollicipedomorpha; Pollicipedidae. The transcript has 7 exons. The record is from RefSeq and is a predicted model, not a curated record.